This is a messenger RNA of Chrysemys picta bellii (western painted turtle), 1248 nucleotides long. The record is from RefSeq and is a predicted model, not a curated record. NCBI's taxonomy places the organism in Eukaryota, Metazoa, Chordata, Testudines, Emydidae.
CUCUGGGAGCUAUCCCAGAGUGCUCCAAUGUGAGUUUCAACUCUGAUGCACUAGCCAGGUACACAGGAAAAGCACUGGGAACUUCUGAAUUUCAUUUCCUGUUUGGUCAGCAUGGCGAGUUCAGCAGAAUCACAAACUAGCUCCAGUAUGGAGUGAAUGGGAGACCCUGGAUCCGAUUGCUGUAUGGGAGAAGAAUCUGUGCAGGCAGAACUCAGAUCCAGCAGAAGAAAUGCUAAUAUAUAUGCCAAAAUCGCACAGGGUCUGGUGGAGAGAGGCUACACCAGGGAUGCACAGCAGUGCCGCGUGAAAAUUAAGGCACUCAGGCAAGCCUACCAAAAGAUGAAGGCGGCAAACAGUUGCUCCUGGUCAGAGCCCCAGACAUGUCACUUCUAUGAUCAGCUGCAUGCCAUUCUAGGGGGGAACCCUACCAGUUCCCCAACAUUCUCUGUGGACACCUGCAAGGUGGCAGUCUCACGCAACACGGAUGAGGAUUUUAUGGAUGAGGAAGAGGAGGAGGAGAAUGCGCAGCAGGCAAGCGGAGAAUCCGUUCUCCACAGCAGCCAGGACCUUUUCCUCACCCUGAGCCAAUACCCUCCCAAGGCCUAUUGUUCCCAGACCCUGAUGGCAGAGAAGGCACCUCUGCUACAAAUGUUUCUGUGCUCCCUGCAUCAACUCCGUCCCUGAGGUUAUCGCAGAUUAGAAGGCAAAAAAAAUGCACUCGCAAUGACAUGUUUUCAGAGCUCAUGCAAUCCUCCCGCACUGAUAGGGCACAGCUGAAUGCAUGGAGGCAUUCAGUGGCAGAGGCCAGAAAAACAUACAGUGACCGUGAUCGUAAUAUGCAGGAGGAGAUGCUGAGGCUAAUGGGGGAUCAAACGGACAUGAUGAGGUGUCUGGUGGAGCUGCAGGAAAGGCAACUAGACUACAGACCCCCACUGCAGCCAUUGUUGAACCACAUGCCCUCCUCGCCAAGUUCCAUAUCCUCCUCACCCAGAUGCCCAAGAACGCGAGUGGGGGGAGGCUCCGGGCACCCUGUCACUCAACUCCAGGGGAUGGCCGAAGCAACAGAAGAUUGUCAUUCAAACACCUUUGAUUUGUCGUGUGGCUACAAUAAGCAAUGUGGUCUUGUCCUUUCCUCUCCUCCCCCACUCUGUUAUCAAACCUUUCGUACACCUGGGCUUCCUUUUACUAGUCAGCAUUGCCAGUGAUCUCAGGUUUUUUUUAAAUAAAGAAUGAAUGGAUUCAGAACAA